AUGCCUGUAACCAAAAAGAACCUCAAGGCGACCAGGAAGUUCGAGAAGAACCACCUCAAGGGCCAAAAGUCCAAGGAUGCCGAGUUCUACAAGAAGGACAAGCCCGAUGAGCGUCGACGACUUUUCAAGGGCGGCUUCGAGUUCGUCGAUGACAAGAAGGCCGCCGAUAAGGCCUCUAAGCUGGGCAAGAGGAAACGACCCGAGCCCGCUAAGAAGUCCGAGGACAAGGGCGAUGACGACGGUGAUGACGAGGGCGAUGAAGACGACGACGAUAUGGGCAUGUCGAAAAAGGCCAUGGAUGACCUUGCGACAAAAGAUCCAGAAUUUUACAAGUUCCUGAAGGAGACCGAUCCCGAGGCCCUCGACUUUGACGAAAACGCCGACCUUGCCGAAGUCGAUGCCCUGUCCGCCAGCGAGGACGAGGGCGAAGAUGAGGACGAGCAGCCCAAGAAGAAGCAGAAGAAGGAAAAGAAGGCCAAGCCCGAGAAGCAGGCGAACAACCGCACGGAACUGACCGUUGAGGCCGUGGCCAAGUGGAAGCAAUCCAUGAUCGACAACCACUCCCUCAAGGCCGCUCGGCAAAUCGUGCUGGCCUUCCGCAGCGCCGCCCACGUCAACGAGGCGGACGACGAGGACGACAAGAGGAACAAGAACAACUUUAUCAUUUCUAGCCCCCAGGUCUUCAAUGACGUCCUGGUGGCGGCACUGAGGCAUAUCCCCGCCGUGUUAAAUCACCACCUACCCAUCAAGGAGUCUGCGGCCGGCAAGCUCUACGUGCAGACCGAGUCCAAGAAGUUCAAGACCCUCUCCCUUCUCCUCAAGACCUACACUGCCUCCGUCAUCCACCUCCUCAGCUCCUUGUCCGACGACAAGACGCUCAAGCUCACGAUAUCUUCUCUCGAGCCCAUCCUCCCCUACCUCCUUACUUUCCGCAAACUGCUCAAGGGCCUGAUCAAAACCGUUGUCCACUUCUGGUCCCAGGUCGCCAGCUCCGAGUCCACCAAGAUCACAUCCUUCCUCGUCCUCCGGAGGCUCGUCGUCAUCGGUGACAAGGGCGUCAGGGAAUCGGUGCUCAAGAUGGCCUACCAGGGUCUCAUCCAGGGCUGCCGCGUCACCAACUCCAACACGAUACAAGGCAUCAACCUACUCAAGAACUCGGGCGCCGAGCUGUGGGGCAUCGACCAGAACGUUGGCUAUACAACGGCCUUCCUGUACAUCAGGCAGCUGGCGCUCCACCUCCGCAACAGCAUCGUCCAGAAGAAGAAGGACUCGCAUCGCAUCAUCUACAACUGGCAAUACGUCCACUCGCUCGACUUCUGGUCCGUCGUCCUUUCGGAGCACUGCAGCCCCCUCAAAGAGGCCGAGGCUGGCAAAGAGAGCCAGCUCAAGAUGCUCAUCUACCCCUUGGUCCAGGUGACCCUCGUCCUCAACGCCGCCGAGAUGAAGAAGCCCUCCAAGUCAUCCACCCUGAAACCCCUCGACUUCAGCGUCAAUUACAAGUGCCCCAAGUCCUACCUACGCACCCGCACCUACCAGGAUGGCGUCGGCGACCAGGUCGUCGAGCUCAUGAGCGAGUACUUCCUCCUCUGGGCCACCAACAUCGCCUUCCCCGAAUUCUCCCUCCCCGUCGUCAUCCAGCUCAAGCGCUGGCUCAAGCAGACCCGCCGCAAGUUUGUCGGCAACAAGAACACCAAGCUCACGUCCUCCCUCAUCACCCUCGUUCAGAAGAUCGAGGCCAACGCCACCUUUGUCGAGGGCAAGCGCGCCAACGUUGACUUUGCCCCCAAGGACAGGGCCCAGGUCGACGCCUUCCUGCGCGACUUCGACUGGGAAAAGACCCCGCUCGGCGCCUACGUCUCCGCCCAGCGCAAGAUGCGCGCCGAAAAGGCCAAGCUCAUGGAGGAGGCCCGCAAGGACGACGAGAAGAGGAGGAAGGAGGACGAGGCUAAUGCGGUCAACGGCGCCAACGAGUUCGACGAUGCGGAGGAGUACGAUGACGAGGAUGAGGAGGUGGAUUUCCUAGGCGAGGAUGACGAGGAUCUGGAUGGCGAGGAUGAUGGAGAUGAUUUGGAUGAUGAGUAA
Parascedosporium putredinis is the source of this 2082-nucleotide messenger RNA. Lineage: Eukaryota; Fungi; Ascomycota; Sordariomycetes; Microascales; Microascaceae. The record is from the annotation of a GenBank genome assembly.